GGUAGCAACAUGGCGAAGACACGCGUAGUGCCGAGCGACUUGUUCCCUUUAGUGUUCGCCUUCCUGAGGGAAAAUCAUUUUGAAGGGGCGGCGCGCGCGUUUGGGAAGGCGGCGGGCGUGACAGAGCAAGAUCCCAAUGCUGCUUCGCUCCUUGAUGUCUUCAACUAUUGGCUGAAAUCACCUGAAGCCAAAAAACGGCAAGCUUUUCCCAAUGGUCCUCCUGCGAAGAAGGCAAAGACAGAAUCUUCAUCCAGUUCAGAUACCUCCAGUGAAGAUGAGAAGCCCCCAGCCAGAAAACAAGCUGUUAAACUCAUCACUGUGCCCAAAAUGCCAAGAAAGGCAGCUCCUGACAGCGCAGAGAGCAGCAGUGAGGACUCCAGUGACUCUUCAGACUCUGAGCAAGAAAAGAAGAAGCCAGCUAAGAAGGGAACAAAUCUCCAGGUGAAGAAGCCAGCCGUGCUAAAAACAAAGACCCAGAAGAAGCCUAGGAGUUCUAGCUCAGAUUCAAGUAGUUCAGAAUCUGAAGAUGAAGCUCCAAAGAAACAGCCACCAAAAUCAGAGGGAGCCAAAAAGGCCUCAAAACCAACUUCUAAAUCAGCAAACGUUGGUAAAGUGAUGUCCAGAACUACCAAUGGAAAAGCAAAGGCUAACAGCAGCAGUGACAGCAGCAGCAGUAGUGAGGAUUCUGACACAGAAAAGGAGGCACCUGUGAAGAAUAAGCUAAAGAAAGUGCCACAGUCCAAACCUGAAGGUGCUCGACUACUUCUGAAUAAAGGCAAAACUGUGAACAAAUGCAGCAGCAGUGAGGAUUCUUCUGACAGUUCAGAACAUGAAAAGCAAGCCCCAAAGACCAAGGCUGGCCAGUACAGUGCUGUGCCACCCCCUUUGUCCAUAGAGUCAAGGAAAGGCAAAGCACAACAUCCUGCUACAAAGGCUUGUAAAAAAAAGGCCGAGAACAAUGACAAAAAGGAAAAAGUGUCCAAGAAGAAAACAGCAAUUGAAGGACCUGUCGCUAAACAGCCACUUGCCUCCAAAUCUGUUCCUGUUUCUACUCAAAAAGAAGAGACUAGUUCAGAGAGUGAUUCAGAUUCUAGUUCUGAAGAAGACAAGGUGUUGGCCAAGCUCCCUGCUAAAUCUGCUGCAGCAAAGGGUACUGCUAAUCCAGCUCAAUCAAAGAAAGUGGCCAGCUCCUCUGAUAGCUCAGAUUCUGACAGUUCUGAGGACGAAGUUCCUGUGAAGUCUGCAGCUAUACCAGCUACAAAAACAAAGAAAAAGCUUCCUGGAGUGGUGGUGAAGAAAUUAGACGUCAGCCUUGAGGAUAAGAGAGCUCCUAAAAAACCCAAAAGCUACAGGACUACCAAAACAAGCUCUAAAUCCAGCAUCCCUGCCUCCAAAGCAAGCAGUUCAGAUUCGAGCAGUUCAAGUAGUGAAGAGGAACAGAGCAAGCCUGCCCUGAAGCCAGUGAACCAAUUGACAAGGGGCAGCACUGUGGUGGUUGGCAAGCAAGCACCAGCUGACAGCAGCAGCAGCAGCAGCAGCUCUUCGGAUAGCUCCAGUGAUGAAGAGUGUAAAACGGGAGGCCUGGGAGUAAGUAAGAGAGUAAAAAACAGCAAUUCUGAGAAAAAGAAACCAAAGGCUUCAUCCACCCUUGUGGGCAAAACAUCAGCAUCAAAGAAUCUAGCAUCCAAAGCGGCUAGUGUUUCAGAGAGCAGCAGUUCUGAGGAAGGGGCCAUGAAUGGAGGUGUGAUCAAGAAGAAGCGGAAAAGGGAAGAGGAGCAGGAGUUGGAGACGCCAGACUUCAAGAAGAUGAAACCCAGAACUCCACACACAUUCCCCAAGAUGAAGCAGCAGAACUGUCCAUUCCGCAGAGUAAGAGCAGAGGAGGUAGAAGUGGAUGUGCGGGUAGCAAACAAUUCAUUUGAUGCCAAGAAAGGAGCUGCAGGUGACUGGGGUGAAAAAGCAAAUGAUGUUCUGAAAUUUACAAAAGGCAAAUCCUUCCGACAUGAGAAGACAAAGAAGAAAAGGGGAAGCUACUGUGGUGGCACCAUCUCGACACAGAUAAACUCCAUCAAAUUUGACAGUGACUAAGUUUCAAUUGUGCCUACAGGAUCCUUGAACCAUGUGAAAAGAUAAAACAUGCUGGAUAUCUCUUCUGCAAAGCAAUGACUUCCAUAACCCCCUUGUACAUCGGAAGACAGUUACCAGUUUAUGGUGCAGCUUUUGACAGAUGUGUGAUUAUGCCCUUGGGGUCUCCCAGACCUUCUUGAUUAUGUACCAUUUUAUUUUAAAUGGCAAGAGUUCGAUUUUUGCAUACCUGAAAUACAUGUGUUUUGGUUAAACACCACUUUUGGUUUUUCAACAAAGCUAACAUUAGGUGUAUAUUGAAGGCAACAUACAAUCAAUAUUCCUCUCCUAUUACACUAUGCGUACUUGGCAGGGAAUCAAACCUUACCUGCUUUUUAAAGGAUGUCCCAUUUUCUCACACACACCCCUUUAAAAUUCCUUGUUGGAAGCAUUUCAAGUAGAAAAAGCAUCAGCUCGCAUGGGGUUCCCCCCCUACAAUCUUCUGACUAUCCCAAAUUUAGUUGUUUAAUCAAUUCUUUCCAUAGAUCAGACUUCAAAAUAUGUCUGUUGCCUUUCUGUCUUUCCAGACCAGACAAUGAAACAGUUGCAAGGAGAAGUGCCAUUCUUGUAUCAUUAUGUUGGUCAUCAUUUGAUGCAAAGAGAAGCAAUAGGGGCCUUACAGAGUAGUUCCAUAAACUGAGUGUCACUCACAGUAGCCUCUACAUUAUUUUGAUAUUAUACAGUGGCUGUUUGAAACAUGCUUGCAACUUGAGCCAUGUUAAUCGAAAUUGAUCUUGCUGCAUUUGAGCCAGAGAAACCCAGCUGCCUCCCUUGGAUUCCUUUCUGGCAAGUGAAACCUAGAGUCUUGACAGAAUCCAGCUUGUUACAGGAAGCAAAAAGUACAACCUGGUAACAGAAGGUUAGGGGAGAUGGAGAAGUGCUUGCAGGGAUUUUUGUUUUACAAGGGGACACACUCAGUUGUUUUAUUCCCCACCUGAAGUACAAAGUGGUACAAUCCAGGAACUGAUUUACUGUGCUUCGAGUUUCCUGUUGAAGUGUUUUAUAUUUUCCCUGUUUUCACUGUUAUUCAAAAUCCGUCCACAGUACAUAUUGGACCAGCAUUAUGAGGUUUAUAAAAAGGUUAUAAAUUAUCUACAUGCCCAAACAGGCUGUCCUUUUCAUAACCUUCAUAAGCCUGUUGAGUGAUAGUUCCAGGAGAAUAGUACAAGGUACUGUCAAGAUCUGACUUUAAAAUUGUGUGGAGAGGUUUGGUGAUUUUAUCUGAAUAGCAACUCUAGUAUAAUAAAAAUGUUUUGUAAACA
This is a messenger RNA of Elgaria multicarinata webbii, 3386 nucleotides long. It is a transcript of the gene NOLC1, whose product is annotated as nucleolar and coiled-body phosphoprotein 1. Gene Ontology annotation, cellular component: nucleolus; nucleoplasm. The transcript is spliced from 14 exons. The coding region runs from base 10 to 2088 and encodes 692 amino acids. Gene Ontology annotation, molecular function: protein binding. The record is from RefSeq and is a predicted model, not a curated record. NCBI's taxonomy places the organism in Eukaryota, Metazoa, Chordata, Lepidosauria, Squamata, Anguidae.